GUGAACCACAGCCCAGAAAGAAGAAACAAUCCUCUUGGUUGAAGUUGAAGAUUUGUCUCUAAGAAAAAGAAACAAUCCUCUUGAAGUUGAAGAUUUUUCUCUAAGAGUAAGAACAGAGCCAUGCCAGUGCUUUCAGAAGACUCAGGGUUGCACGAAACUUUGGCCCUUUUGACAUCUCAGCUAAGACCUGAUUCAAACCAUAAAGAGGAAAUGGGAUUCCUGAGGGAUGUCUUCAGUGAAAGGAGUCUCAGCUACCUGAUGAAGAUUCAUGAAAAGCUCCGGCAUUAUGAAAGACAGAGCCCAACUCCUGUUUUACACAGUGCAGCAGGAUUAGUUGAAGAUGUAAUAGAAGAGUUGCAGACAGCACCAGUGAAUAAUGAAGAAAAGGAGCUGCUUCAGCUGUUGUCAACACCACAUCUCAGGGCAAUGCUGGUAGUACAUGACACUGUAGCACAGAAGAACUUUGACCCAGCUCUUCCACCUCUGCCUGAUAAUUUUGAUGAUGAUUUUGAUGAGGAAUCAGUGAAAAUUGUUCGGCUAGUGAAAAAUAAAGAACCCUUGGGAGCCACCAUCAGAAGAGAUGAGCACACAGGAGCUGUGAUUGUAGCCAGGAUCAUGAGGGGUGGUGCAGCUGAUCGCAGUGGUCUUGUCCAUGUUGGAGAUGAACUAAGAGAAGUCAAUGGUAUUACUGUGCUUCACAAACGACCAGAAGAAAUAAGUCAGAUUUUGGCUCAGUCUCAAGGGUCAAUCACACUGAAGAUAAUUCCAGCCAUCAAAGAGGAAGAUCGCCUCAAGGACAGCAAGGUGUUCAUGAGGGCACUGUUCUGCUAUAACCCCAGGGAGGACAGAGCCAUCCCCUGCCAGGAGGCCGGGCUGCCCUUCCAGCGGCGCCACGUGCUGGAGGUUGUGAGCCAGGACGAUCCCACGUGGUGGCAGGCCAAGCGUGUGGGGGACACCAACCUCAGAGCAGGCCUGAUCCCCUCCAAACAGUUCCAAGAAAGACGACUGACUUACAGGAGAACAACAGGCACUCUGCAGAAUACCAGAACUCUGAAGAAACCUUUAUAUGAUCAGUCUUCUGACAAAGAAGACUGUGACUGUGAAGGAUAUUUCAAUGGACACUACAUAGGCAGUGAAGCACUUGAGGACUCCUGAGUUUAAGCCUUAUGUUAUCUUUGUGAAGCCUCACAUUUCAGAAAAGAAAAAACAUGUCUUAAAAUCUCACAUGUCAGAAGAAAUCUCAUCCCCUCUUGAUGAAGAACAGCAGGAAAUUCUAAAUUCAGCAGCAUUCAUUGAAGAGCAGUAUGGCCAUUUAAUUGACACUGUGCUGGUGAAAGAAGAUCUCCAGAGUGCAUGUAAUGAGCUGAAAAGUGUGUUGGAUAAACUGAACAAGGAUUCAUUUUGGGUGCCAGUCAGCUGGGUUAGGUCAUAGCUUGUUACCAUGUUUAAAGGAAAGACUGUAUAAAAAUGUUCUGUAAAUACAUGAAUUAGAAAAGGGGAGUACAUUGAAUUUGCUUCAAAACUGCUGGUCUUACCUGGAAGGCAAUAAAUAAAGAAUGUAUGAGGAAAGACUAACAAAGUCACAGACUGA
Molecule: messenger RNA, 1591 nt
Organism: Zonotrichia albicollis (white-throated sparrow)
Lineage: Eukaryota; Metazoa; Chordata; Aves; Passeriformes; Passerellidae
Source: RefSeq, a predicted model, not a curated record